This is a messenger RNA of Notechis scutatus (mainland tiger snake), 7289 nucleotides long. RefSeq names its product tetratricopeptide repeat domain 7A (gene TTC7A). Gene Ontology annotation, molecular function: protein binding. NCBI's taxonomy places the organism in Eukaryota, Metazoa, Chordata, Lepidosauria, Squamata, Elapidae. Gene Ontology annotation, cellular component: plasma membrane. Gene Ontology annotation, biological process: phosphatidylinositol phosphate biosynthetic process; protein localization to plasma membrane. The record is from RefSeq and is a predicted model, not a curated record.
GAGGUUGAAGAAACCCGGGCUUCCCUUCCCAGCGUGUACAAGAGAAAUUGAAAGCUUGCUCAUGCUAGGGGAGGGGAAGGGAGGGGAGGGGAACCCGGCGCUUCCCGAGGCGCGCUGCUGCUUGCUUGCCUGCCUGCCCAGGACUUCCCUGUUGUACAUGAAACACCCACCCACGCAAAGAUGGCUGCGAAAGGCUCGCAUUUUCACCUGAAAAUGGAAGAGGCGAUCGAGAGGUGCAGGACGGAUUGCCAGUGGGAGAUGCAGCUCGCCAUGGUGGCGCAGAUGAGGGCGCGGGCAUCCAGCCCUCGGCACAAGGGGUCAAAAGGAGCUGCGCCGCAAAAAUCUGAAGACUAUGAGAAUCUACUAGCUGCGGAGGCACUGCUGGAGCUGUGCUUAAAAGAGAACCUUGCCAAAAUCAAAGAAACCAUGCCAUUAAUGGAAAAAACUGAGCCCAAACUGAGUGAUGCCAAAAAGUUUUUGACUGACAUUCUAAAUCGAGGGAAAUUACUGCCAAAAGAUAUGACAGAAGCAAUGUUGCUUCUCGCAAAGCUUCAUUAUAUUGAAGGAUGUUACCGAGAAACUUUAAGCAUGUAUGCAAGAGCCGGCCUCGAAGACCUUGUAAUAGAGAAGAAACCUUUAUACAAGCUGCGUCUGCUAACCGAAGCUUUUGUUAUUAAAGGCCUGGCACUGGAACGCUCACCCAAUUCCAUUGCUUCCCAAGUCCGGCUGUCAGAAAGAGAAGAGGAAGUCAUGACUUGCUUUGAAAGGGCAUGUGUAAUCGCUCAGAUUUUCCUGCAAGAACUGGAGAAGAGCUUUAAUAAUACACAUACAAGAAGCAUAAAAGGCAGUCAUAUGUCUUCCUUGGAUUUUGAACUUCCUUACUUUCUGGAAGCAGCUCUGCAGAGUGCAUAUGUGGCUCAUUUAAAGAGAGGCAAUAUUAUUCAAGGAAUAAGAAAUCUAAGAGAAUUGUUAAGAACCAUGGAAACAAAGGCUACUCUGAGCUUCAGAAUGACAGCUACCAAACAACUGGCAGAGCUGCUCCUCCACUCCCUAAGUGAAGAUUGUUACUGGAGUCCCUUAUCUGACCCACUUCCCGAGUUCAUGAAGAAAGAGGACAAUGCUUAUAUUUGUAACACCUUACGACGAAAACUACAGCAACACGCUGGAGAUAACAUCUAUAGCCCCCAUGACAACGUUGAAGAAGCUCUCCUCCUCCUCCUGAUCAGCGAAUCCAUGGCAAACCAGGAUGCAGUAAUCAGCCGGGCUCCUGAUCAGAAAGAUGAUCGAGCCAUCAGUCUCCAAAGUACAUCAGCAGUUUAUGAUCUUCUGAGUAUCACUCUGGGCAGAAGAGGACAAUAUGUCAUGCUUUCUGAGUGUUUAGAACGAGCAAUGAAGCUUGCAUUUGGUGAAUUUCAUCUGUGGUACCAGUUGGCUCUGGCCAUGACAGCUUGUGGCAAGUCUGCUCAUGCUGUCUCGGUGCUUAGAGAAUGUGUAAAGCUACGUCCUGCGGAUCCCACCGUCCCUCUCCUGGCCGCCAAGGUCUGCAUUGGACCUCUGCACUGGCUGGAGGAAGGAGAACGUUUCGCCAAGAUGGUUGUUGGCAUGGGAGAAGACGCUGGAGAAUUCUUAGCAAAGGGUUUUUUAGCAUUAGGCCUGACAUACAGCCUGCAAGCAACUGAUGCUACUCUGAAAAGCACCCAAGACGACUUGCACCAGAGAGCACUUCAGAAUUUAGAAAGAGCUCAUCACCUGGCACCCGAAGACCACCAAAUUAUCCUUUAUAUCUCAUUGCAGCUGGCUCUUAUCAGGCAGAUUUGUGAUGCAAUAGAACAUCUCCAAGAAGCACUAAAACUGUAUAAGGAUGAUAUGAAUUCUCUUCAUCUGUUGGCCCUCCUUUUUUCAUCACAAAAAGAUUACCAACAUGCUUUGGAUGUAAUGGAUGUGGCCCUUGCAGAAUAUCCUGACUGCUUCCAUUUACUCUUCACAAAAAUAAAACUGGAAUUAGUACAUAAAGGACCGGAAGAGGCUUUAGUGACCUGUAGACAUAUGUUGCAUCAGUGGCAGAUGUUGUAUAAUGUUUCGCAGCAAAGUGAUUCAGAGAAAGCAAACAGUUUGACUGAGACUGUACCAGCCAAGAAGAAUAACAAUGUGUAUCUUACUCUACCGGAUGCCCAUGAUAAUGAUUCUGGCUCCCAGCGAGCAUCUUCCAUUGCAGCAUCACGACUGGAACAGGCCAUGUCAGAAAUAACUAUGCAGAGUUCUGCCUCAAAGCAAGGGCCUAUUCAGCUGUGGACAACUCUUGAACAGAUCUGGUUGCAGGCUGCUGAAGUCUUCAUGGAACAACAGCAUCUCAAAGAAGCAGGCUUUUGUAUCCAGGAGGCAGCCAGUCUCUUUCCCACAUCUCAUGCUGUGCUGUACAUGCGGGGGAGGCUCGCAGAGAUGAAUGGCAGCUUGGAAGAGGCUAAGCAGUUGUAUGAUGAAGCAUUAACUGUGAAUCCAAGUGGAGUGGAAAUCAUGAACUGUUUGGGACUGGUUCUCAACAAGCUUGGGCGAAGAAAUUUGGCUCAGAAGGUUCUUCAGGAUGCAGUCCAGAUACAGAGUACCAGCCACAAAGCCUGGAACAGCCUUGGAGAAGUCCUUCAUGCUCAGGGCAAAAAUGAAGCUGCUGUUGAAUGCUUUCUGACUGCUUUGGACCUUGAAUCCAGCAGCCCUAUAAUUCCAUUUACAGUUAUUCCAAGAGAAUUGUGAAUGUUUAGUAUUAACUCAUCAAAUGUGUUCUGUGGAGAAAGUUUAGGUGAUCAGCAGUCAGUUUGUGUGUGUGUGUGUGUCUGUGUCUGUGUGUCUGUGUGUGAAUAAAGAAAAGCUUUAUUCAUGGUAAUGAUUCUGUUUCAAGAAUAUCACAUUUUCCUUGUACUCAAAGCUCAAGAUAGCUAGCUAGUUGAUGGAAAAUGUUACUCUAUAGCAGGGGUGUCAAACUGGCAGCCCACAGGCAGGAUGCAUCACGCAGAGGCCACGCCCAACCCAGCUCUGUGAAGGGGGGCAAUUGUCGCAAAACGUCAUGUGACGGCAACGUGAUGUGGCAAGUUUGACACCCUUGCUCUAUAGCAACUAGACCUGUUGCAGUUUGAAAUGCUGUCUAGGUACAGUGCAGACUCAGCUGCAGCUAUGUAUGGGAGCCACAAGAGGCUCAUAUUCUUUUAAUCUGCUUCUUACCUUUUACUGCAAGGAAUCAAUGGUGGAUAAGUGAAAUGUCUCUCAAGCAUGGGCUGCACUUAAGCCUACUGGUUUUCAAGUCUACUUUACAAUGUGAUUAUGCUAGUACUUAAUGGAUAAUAUUUGUGGUAUAAGCUGCAUACAUCUCUGUUCUUUGUGAUGUUUCCAUCCAUUGAAAAUUCAGUGCAAGAAAACAAAAACUUUUAAAAUUCACUCUUGGCACAAUACUUGAGCUGUGACCACUUAAGCUGAUUCACUACCAGAUUCUACCUUAGUUCGUACGUAGCAUUAAGCUAUAACAUAUCUGUUUGGUUGGGUUAUUUUGUUUUGCUCUGGAGACUAUUUUCGAUCUCCCAUUUGAGAUGUCAGUUAGUCAGACUUCCAAGAGGCAUUCUCACGGCACUCUUUUAAGACUUAUAGACUUUAGGAAAUAUAUGAUUUUAAAAGGGUGAGAAUGUCAGGUGAACACAUUCAUUCUUUGCCUUAAAUUAUUGUGGCAUAGGAUAUAAAAAUAGAAUUAAAUUGGAGAAAAUAAUAGGCAUUUCCAGAAUACCGAUAGAGGAGAAUAUUUGUAGAUCAGGAUUGAACUGUGAGGUCCCAGGUGCUCUGGUAGCUUGGUUGUUUCCUUGCCCUGUGAGGGGAAACCCCUUGGAUAUAAAAUGAGAGCAAAUUCCACUCCCUACUAAUACUGAUUAUGUAACCUAGUUUAGUAAGGAAACAUCUGCAAGAAAACCAAGUUCAGAGAGCACUGGGUACCCGGUAUUUCCAGAAUAUUUUAUUAAUAAAAUUAGGGCAGCUCAGUUUUAAAAUUUCAGCAAGGAUUUUGUUCUAGACCACAAUAAGUUUUGGGACAUUAAGACACAAGGCUACUGCUUGAGAUACUGACAGAGACACAUCUCUUACAAUAUCUUCUUUAAGAGUGUUGCACAAAUGCUCCAUAGCUGGGGAUCAUUAGAGCUAAAGAUAAAUCAUUGAAAAGUCACCAAAAUUGCUUGUUACAAAGAGUGUACCAUGAUGGACGCAUUGGGAUGCGCAAGGGACAAAAUUAUUACAUAAUUUGGGACCUAGGGGUUUGGGACCUAUUGUAGAAUAUUACAAUGGUCUGUGAGUCUAAUUUGUUAAAUUUUAGGCUAAAUCAGUUUUGUUUGUGCUCAGGGAUGUGUAGAAUAAAAGUAUAGGCAUCUGUGCAAGCACAGUAACUAGAUAUAACUGUAACUUCUUGGUUCUUUGUAUCAUUUUAUCCUUUUGUUCCAUUAGUAGUACAUGGCACAAAUAACAACAUGUUAUUCCAUUUAAAUGACUUCUUGCCUCUUAAAAUUUUCUUUUCAGUUUAGAAAGACAGUCUAGAAUAGUCCUUUUAUUAAUAUUUCAGUUACAUUGGUAUUUACUUUUAAUUACGCUUCUGUGAUCAUUCUGACUGAUCUCAUGUACUUACCUGAGCUAGUUCAUUUUCCCAUAAAAUAUACUAUCAAUAACUGGAUUAGAUAAGAUAGGUGUAAGCACCUAUGAUAUGGCUAUCCAAAUUUACCUGCUGCUGCUUUCUUUUUAAAUCUCAAUUUAAAAUAGAAUUGGGAUUUUUUUUAGUCUUUAGGAUAGAAAUCAUCUCAAAGUUCCAAUUUUUAGAAGAUAAAGGCCCUAUUUUAUCUCGUGCAUAAUCAAGGUGCUGAUUAAGUAAUACAAGACUUGAAUUUGGAUAGCACAAACAUUUGGUAGAGUACUGCAUAAUCAACAAUUUUUCCAGGCUAUAUUCCUCACAUACAGGACCUUCUUCAAAUGUCCUUUCUCCAUUAUUGCCUCAGUGGCAAAACUAGGGUAUUACAAUUAAUGUGCAGGAAAUAACUAAGGCUUACUAUGGCAGUGAUGACUCAUCACCUGACAACCACCAUUUCCCCCCUUGGUAACCCGGUAAAUAAUACCGCAUCUUCAUAAAGCAGUGCUCCAGUGAAAAAUAGGUUGAGGUUAAAGAAGCAAACACAAAUCAGGAUCUAGACAUUCUUGGAUAUUUGUUUAUUAGCCAGUAAACUUCACAUUUGUGCAUAACACCCUCAGUAGUGUUUAAUUGUUAUGAAACUUUUCAUAUACUGUGUAGUAGUAUACAUAAAAUAUUGAAUCCAUUAAACUCUGAAGAUUGGAUGAGUUUAAAUAAUUGCAAUUUGUUGUAUCAGCAUAGAUGCUAUCUUAUUUUAUUUACAGCCAACUAUUCUGGAAACUAUUACUAUUUAUUUAUUGAGAAUAUUAUUUGGGCACUCUUCAGCCAGAUAUGGUUUUGAUGACAAAAAGCAAAGUUAUACAUAUUUGUAUAACUAGUUAUUACAAAUCCAUUCCAUUACUUUAUAUAAGACUUAGUCAAAACUACUUUUUGUUGCAGUGUGUUUUUGCGAAGGAGAAAACUUACCAUCCCUGCCAGGGAUGGGUUGUUUUAUGGGGUUUUAUUAUAUAAAUAUGUUAAUGGGUGGAUGGAUAAGUGGAUGGAUGAUAGACAGAUAAACGUAACUGAACUACAUCUUACUAGGUGAGGCCACUUUGAGUUACAGUUCAGCAGUAUCUGGAGAGUCAUAGAUAGCCACUCCAUCUUAGAGAAAGUAGAAAAACAUGAAAAUUAAUUAACUAUGUAAACAUGAUUAAUUAGGAACUUUUCACUGAUGAAUAUGUGGGGCUUGAAGGUCAUUAGUUGCUUAGAAUACUUUGGUACAUUAUAAACAAUUUCCCCUUUUGCUCUUAUGUCCAUAAUUCUCCAAGAAAUACUACAUCAUACCAUAUUUCAUUUGGAAGCCAGUCUGCAAUGCCUUUGAAAUUUGAUAUGCCUUUUCACAAUGAGACAUGACAACACUGAGUUUGAAACAGCUUUCACCAGAUGAAUAAACAAAUCCAGGGAGAAAGAUUUGUUGUGCAUAUAAGGUCAUUUCCUGCUGCUUCUCAUUCUUUGCAAAUUAUUCAUCAAUGUUCACAAAUCAAAUCCUGAAUGAUGCCUACUUGUUGCAAAAGACAAUUUAGGAUAUUUCUGUGGGGUUCAUUCGGAAGGUAUCCUAUCCAGGAAGAAUCAAGGUUGGUACCAUAUUAUGGAAUUGAACCAUGGAAUCAGAAGAGACCAUUUAAAGUCCAGUAUCGGAAUUCAAAGGACCCCUGAUAGGAGACUGUCUGGUUUCUCUUUAAACACUCAUGGAGUCCUCCAUCUUUUUGAGUAAUUAUUUACACAAUCCAAUUUAUAAUUGCAAACUUUUCCAGCAUUAAUUUGGCAUAUGCAGUUCUUUUAUCAUAAAUAUGUUGUUUUGUGCUCUAUCUACUAAGCUAAUAAAGAAUUUGGCCUUCUUUAAAGUGCUUUCAAUUAUUUGAAGAAUGCUAUCAUAUACCACUUCAAUUUCUUAAGGUUAAAUAUUUCCAGUUUAUGUAAUUGCCAGUCAUAGCUUUUAGUUUCUACUGCACACUCUGAUCAUUCUUACUACAUUCUCUGAACUUGUUCCAGUUUGUCUUGAGUCCUGUAAGUAUGAAACUGAAAAUUGGAUUUAAUACUGGAGGUAAAUUCUGAUCAAUGCAGCAUAACCUGAUACCAAGUUUCAUACGAUUUGGACUAUACUUAUGUAUACUGAAUUUGCCUUUUUGACAGCCAAAUGGAACUGCUACUCAGUUUGUAAUAAUCCAGUAUUCAAAAAUCCUUUUCACAAUUAAAAUUACCAAGCCAAGUGAUUCCUAUCUUAUGCAUGGUGUAUUUAAUUUCUGUUAUUUUAAUCCCACUUCUCUAAUCUUUCCAGAUUAUUUUGAAUUUUAUUUCUGCCUAUGCAAUUCAUUUUGUGUUCUCUGCAAGUAUAUAAGCAUUUCCUUUCUUCAGUCAACUCAAGACAUUAAUAAAAAUACUGAAAAGUAGAGGAACCAGGAUUGAAUCACAUGGCACCAUCACUAUUUCUCUACAAUUUGAUGAGGAACCAUUAAUAUGCUUUUCAGACUACCUAUGUGUCACUUAUCAGUAAUGCCACUAAAUUCACAUUUAACUACUUUGCUAAUUACAAAAUCAUGGAAUACUUUUUAAAUUGCUUUUCUGAAAUCGGAGUAUAUUACGUUUACAGCAUUCUUAUAAACUA